AUGGCCGACCAGGACUUUUACACCGUGCUCGGCGUUGCCCGUAACGCCAGCAACGAGGAAAUCAGAGGAGCCUUCCGCAGGAAGGCUAUGGAAUUCCAUCCAGACCGGAAUAAGAACCCCGACGCCGAGGAACGAUUCAAGGAAAUCAACGAGGCUUACCAGGUUCUCUCCGAUACAAAGAAGCGGGGUCAGUACGACCGCUUCGGCAAGGCCGGAGUAAACGGCGGCGCUCAGGGCGCUGGCAGUCCCUUUGAUGGAUUCGAGGGAUUCGGCGGGUUCGGCGAUAUUUUUGAUUCCUUCUUCGGCGGCGCCUCCGCGAACAUGGGACGCCAACCCCGGAGAGGCGGUGACCUUCAGCAGCAGGUAACCCUCAGUUUCGAAGAGUCGGUGUUCGGAGCCCAUCGGGAAGUCGAUAUAAGCCGCCUGGAGCCUUGUAAUCAUUGCUCCGGGGCCGGAAACGAGCCUGGCACCUCGGUCGACGCCUGUGCGGACUGCCGUGGCAGUGGCCAGGUACGCCGUUCCCAGCGCAGCGUUUUCGGCCAAUUCACCCAGGUGGCGCCCUGCCACGCCUGCAGGGGACGCGGAAGUAUCGUCAACUCUCCCUGCAGCAUCUGCCGCGGGGGAGGACGCGAGCGGCGGAAGCGGCGGAUUGAGGUCAAGAUUCCCGGCGGAGUUGACAGCGGAAUGCAGGUCAGGCUCAACGGGGAAGGCGAUGUCGGAAGCGAUGGCGGAGGUUCGGGCAAUCUCUACGUUUCCGUCAACGUGCAGGAGCACAACUUGUUCCAGCGCGACGGUACGGACAUCGUCUUCAACCUGCCUCUAAACAUCGCCGAGGCAGCCCUCGGGGUCGAGAAGACCAUCCCCACCGUCGACGGAUUCGAUGAGGAGCUGAAACUGCCGCAGGGGACUCAGCCAGGGGCCGAGUUCCGCAUUCGGAACAAGGGCGUACCUCACCUGCACUCGAACCGCCGCGGCGAUAUGCGUGUGCACGUAGACGUCCGGAUACCAAGCUCUCUCAGCGGACAUCAGCGGGAAUUGAUGGAAGAACUGGCACGUUCAUUCAACGGCGACGAGCCAACGAGGCCACGCAACGGAAAGGGUCGAAAGCGUUCCCGCAAAAAAGAAACGGAAGAACCCGUCCAGAACGACCAGAACAGCGACGACUCUGCGGAUAAAGGCCUCUUCGACCGAAUUAAGGAAGCCUUUUAG
This is a messenger RNA of Geodia barretti, 1209 nucleotides long. The record is from the annotation of a GenBank genome assembly. Lineage: Eukaryota; Metazoa; Porifera; Demospongiae; Tetractinellida; Geodiidae.